UUGUGUUAUAAAAUUGGCACCUGGAUGCGCAUUUCCUAUCAGUUUGCAAACGACCAGUCGCGCAGCGUGAUCAAGUUGAAAUAUUUCGCGCGAUACAGCAGUGGUGGGAUUUUGCAAAAAGUGUGCCGUUUUUAGAUGUUCAAAAUCGGUCGCAAGCACUUGGUGACUUUGUCAAUGUGAUAAUGAAAUGUUAUUUGUGCAAUAAAAGGAGCAUUUCGGAGUUAAGUGAUACGAAAACGUGCUAAAUAGUGACUGGUGACUGAAUUGGAAACGGAAACAAAAAGUUCGAUAAAAACAGUUGCGAAAAGUUUAGUCAUAAACCCGGAUUUUUAGAUUCUCCCAAUCGAUUUAAGGAACCGCAAUCCGAAACCAACCAUUGCAAUUGUGGUUCGUAGCACAUCACACGGAAGUGUAGAAACACCAGCACCUGGUGAAGAAGGUGCAAUAUGAAUUUUAAAAAUUAUUUCGUUGCCUCCGAUCACCGAGAGCGUGUGUAAAGUGAUAUAGUUUAGCAAAUAGCGAAACAUCAACACAAGGUGAAAAAACCCUCACAUGGUGAAGGCGACAGUGAAUUUCCCCGAAGGUAGAAGUCAGUAGUGCAAUAUAGUUCCGUCACAUUUUUCAAGGAUAUCAAAGUAGGAAUCGAAUUCAUCAAAAUGGUGCUGAAUCCGCUGGUACAUUUAAUCAAAACUGUGGAUGGAAUCCCGACUCGCUUCAAUGUGGCCAUAAUGCUUUUCAUGUCGUGCUUUAUCAGCUACAUGCUGCGUGUCAACAUGUCAGUCAAUAUUCUGGCGAUGGUCUAUCCAACCCCGAGCAGCUCACGAUUAACCGCUCCGGUAACCAAUGGUUCCGAAUUCGACUAUAAUGUCACAGCCUCUAACAACCCGGUUCCUGAGAUGAUGGACUACGGUCCCCGCUACAACUGGACAUCGCACGAUCAAAGCUUACUUUUGGGGGCCUACUUCUACGGGUAUUUAUUGACGUCGCUUCCCGCCGGUGUCCUGGCGGAACGGUUCGGUGGACGACGAUUGGUCGGCUACACGCUUUCGUUCAGUGCCUUCCUAACAGCACUUACCCCACUGGCAGCCACCUACGGUCUGUGGGUCAUUGUAGCGAAUCGUGCACUGCUGGGAAUAUGCGGGGGUGUACUCUAUCCAGCGCUGCACAAUCUUGUCUCCAAGUGGGCUCCUCCGAACGAGAAAGGUAAAUUCAUCUCUGCCCUGAUGGGUGGCACGUUUGGUACCGUCGUAACCUGGCCUCUGGUCGGUGUCCUCAUUGAAUCCUUCGGCUGGUCAUUUGCCUUCUACGUUCCAGCGGUGCUAACGGCCAUCGUGGCCUCUUUUUGGCUCAUUUUGGUAGCCGAUUCCCCCGCUCAGCACCCACGCAUCAGCCAAGAAGAACGGGAUUUCAUUGAGAAGUCACUUGGUGAUACGGUUUCCAAGCAAAACCUGCUUCCACCGAUUGUGAAAAUUAUUAGCUCAGUGCCUUUCCUAGCUUUACUAGUACUGCAUUUUGGCAACCUCUGGGGACUCUACUUCCUAAUUACCGCAGCGCCGAAAUUCAUGAGUGAGGUUCUCGGAUUCAAACUUGCCAAGGCAGGUUUCCUGGCUGCUCUGCCAUACCUUGCCCGAGCAUUGGCUGCAUUUGGCUUCGGUAGCAUCGGAGACUAUCUGAGAAAGAAAUCCGUGUUCGGCGUAACCACGAUCCGCAAGUCGUUCUGCCUAUUCUCUCACAUAAUCCCCGGACUGUUCCUCAUUGGGCUUAUAUAUGCCGGUUUCGAUCCGUACAUGUGUGUCGCCAUAAUCACCCUCUCGUUGGGCUUCAACGGCGCCUCAACUAUGACGAAUCUGCAGAACUCCCAGGAUCUGGCUCCGAACUUUGCCGGUACCCUGUAUGGCAUAAUUAACUUCGUCGGAACGACCAGCGGCUUCAUCACACCGAUGCUGGUAGCACAUUUCACCGCUGAACGCAGCACCAUGGACGAGUGGAGGUACGUCUUUGCCAUCGGCGCCGCGGCCUACAUCAUUCCGGCAUUGCUGUUCGUCCUGUUUGGCUCCGCCGCCGUUCAAAAGUGGAACGAACCCAAUCAGCACGAACACCAGAAACGUGAAGCCAGGGUACAAGAAACCUUCUAAGACCGCAACCUGACGGUCCACUGCAGGACUGCUCCUCGCAUGUUGGUUACAAUUACAACAGAGAGCCACGCAAACACAGCGCUGAGGGCGCUUUCUGUAAAUAUAGCUGUUUAACAGAUUAGGAAAUACAAACUAGCAGGAAUCUCAUUUCUAAUGAUAGUCAACUAGCGGUUAGGUGAUCAAACAAGAAGUAUUAUUAGCUAGGGUUAUAAAUAUCACAAAUUGGUGCAUAAUUUCUCUGAAUUCAACUACUGCCAGCUUGUGCAACCGGAGAAAGCAAGAUACGGAUAGCAUAUUUAUGUAACUAAUGGUUUAUAUGACGGCAGGGAAAAUAAUAAAACAAAUCAUUGAAAUUGA
Messenger RNA from Malaya genurostris, 2492 nucleotides. Its product is annotated as sialin-like. Lineage: Eukaryota; Metazoa; Arthropoda; Insecta; Diptera; Culicidae. Bases 657 to 2135 code for a protein of 492 amino acids. Gene Ontology annotation, cellular component: plasma membrane. Gene Ontology annotation, molecular function: transmembrane transporter activity. The record is from RefSeq and is a predicted model, not a curated record. Gene Ontology annotation, biological process: monoatomic anion transport; transmembrane transport. The transcript has 7 exons.